Messenger RNA from Uloborus diversus, 1666 nucleotides. RefSeq names its product coilin-like. Gene Ontology annotation, cellular component: Cajal body. The transcript has 7 exons. NCBI's taxonomy places the organism in Eukaryota, Metazoa, Arthropoda, Arachnida, Araneae, Uloboridae. The coding region runs from base 44 to 1576 and encodes 510 amino acids. Gene Ontology annotation, biological process: spliceosomal snRNP assembly. Gene Ontology annotation, molecular function: U1 snRNA binding; U2 snRNA binding. The record is from RefSeq and is a predicted model, not a curated record.
UAGAGCAUUGAAUUGAAAUGCAACAAUUUUUUUCCUGAGAAAGAUGAUGGAUAAGCCUUUUAGAAUUUUGUUGGAUCUAACAGACUUACAUGUCGAAGGGUUUAAAUAUGUUUGGAUUAAUGUGUCGCCUCGUGAACUGAAAACAAUAUCUGACUUGAAAUCUGAUUUAUUAAAAAAAUUGAAUUUCGAAAGACAUGAUAUUAAGCUGUUCGUCCGGGAUGGUUUACUUCUGGAUGAAGAAACAAUUAUUGUUCUUCGAGAGGAUGACACUGUGAAAGUUCAGUAUGAAGAACAGUCUGUCUUUUCUCAUACCAGUGGAAAUUGUUCCCUGGAGAGCAAAUCACAAAAAACAUUCCAAAAGCGAAGUUGUAUCGAAUGUUGUGAGGAUAGUACUCCUCCUCCCAAAUCUAAGAAGUAUAAACGUAGUUAUGCCUCUACUUUAGUUGAAAAUGAAGACCUUGAGUUAGAGAACAAAAGCAAAAAGAAAAAGAAGCAUAAAAAAUCAUUUGGCAGUCCCUCAGAUAUCCCUGAAAGUGUUGUCACCGCAGUGAAUAUUUCUGAUAAAAGCCCCACAGAUACUGAGAAUACAACCAUAACUUUAAAGGAUUCGAAAACCUAUGUAGAAAAUCCAGAUGAAAUUUGCACCAAUGGCGUAAAUGUGUCUAUGGUAGAAAGCAAGAAGAAUGAAGAAUUUACCACAGCUAACGAAACUGUGCUAAGUGAAGGGAAGCUGGAAACUAGCUCUCAAAAAAAGAAGCGAAAAAGGCAUAGGAAGCGAAAGAAUACUACUAAUUUGGUUGGCUCUUAUGCUCCUAGUCAUGAUGUGACUGAUUCUCCCUCCACUAAUCCUACUGAAUUACAAUCUGUUGCUCCAAGUACUUCUUUUGUGAGAAAGCAUAUUUUCUUCACUUCACCAACCCCUUGUCAAAAUUCAGUUAAUGAAGUUGAGUCGAAGAGUAAGGUGAACUUGGAAUCAAAUAAAAAUGUAUCUUCAAAUGUCUGCUCAAAAAGUCCCAGUUUAAAUGAAGAUAGUUCGCAAAAUUUAUUGGAAAAUACAAGCUCUUACCCAAAGAUUUCUACCCCUUCUGUUUCAAAUGGAUACAACAAUAAAAACUGGACUGUGUCUAUGUUAGAAGAUGAAAUUUUAAACUCACCAUCCCAGAACAACAUUAAAAACACAAAGGAGAAAAAAAGUACAGUGGUCAAAAAUCUCUCUUGUGAUUUAAUAAUUGCUGAUAAAUGUGAUAAAGUUUCUGAAACGCCUUCUUCUCAAGAUAAGUACAAAAAUUUGCCACUAAUAAAAGUAAUGCCUGCAAUUGGUGCUCAUAUAGCAUUUAAGAUGCUGGAACUAGAUAAAAAUUAUAGUCCUACAGUGUCUGAUUUUAAAGAAGGAAUUGUGAAAAACAUAGAUCCAAACACGGAAGAUAUAGAAAUUGAGUUAUUGGAAAAAGAAAUCAAACCUGGAAGAGUUGGGAAAUUUGAAAAUUUAAAAGAAGAUGAAAUGCCUGAUCCUGUAAUAAUUCAAACUGUCACAAUACAGUUUAGUGGCUUGAUAGAUCUUAGAUUAGUCAGCUGAUUUUGCAGUGCACAUAUGAAACUAUUUGUCUUCUUCAGUUGUUUUGUUUUCUUCAGAAUUAAAUGAAAGCUUUUACAUAAAAUGUUUUAA